ACGUGGCCAUUCAUGUCGGCUUGUUCGCAACAGUUCCCUGAUAUGCCGCACACGCUCGCUGAUGACCUUGAGUCGUUCGUGCACGUGCUAAACUGGUGUCUGCUGAAGUACAUCCCCACCACCUGGUACACAGAUCGCAAGAGUGUUGCGAAGUAUAUCGCCUCCGUUUACGACUUUGCUACAGCAGAGGAUCCCGAGAAAGGUAGUAGCGAGAAGUACUUCAAAAUCAAGUACGGUGAACUCUUUGUUCACUUACAGACCAAUCAUCGCAUAAACCCAUCACUCCGGGGUCUUGCUGAGCUCUGCCGAGACCACUAC
This is a messenger RNA of Dichomitus squalens LYAD-421 SS1, 318 nucleotides long. RefSeq lists its product as uncharacterized. The transcript has a single exon. The annotation marks the transcript as partial. The record is from RefSeq and is a predicted model, not a curated record. NCBI's taxonomy places the organism in Eukaryota, Fungi, Basidiomycota, Agaricomycetes, Polyporales, Polyporaceae.